Molecule: messenger RNA, 333 nt
Organism: Dibothriocephalus latus
Lineage: Eukaryota; Metazoa; Platyhelminthes; Cestoda; Diphyllobothriidea; Diphyllobothriidae
Source: the annotation of a GenBank genome assembly
AGUCAAAUCGCCGCCAAAGAGAAGGAGAGAGAAGAGGCAAAGCUGGAGAAGAAAGCCUACGCCAAGAGUAUGGAAGAGGCUAUGAGGAAGCUGGAUGAGGAAAUUAAUGCAGAGAAGAAGAAACUAAUGGAUGAAUUCACAAUCUGGAAAGCAAACGUCUUUUUGCCUGAAAUAGAGGAGAAAGCGAUUUGUGCGAAUCGGGCAGAAAGGGAGAAACGCAUGAUAGCAGACAACGUGACAGUUAGGAUCUCGGGCAUUCUCGAGGAUCCAGUCAAUGGCGUUGCCAAGUCACAGGGAGGGGAGCUUUGGGUUAAGUUUAUCGCAGGGGGUUAA